Physella acuta is the source of this 2371-nucleotide messenger RNA. Its product is annotated as flavin-containing monooxygenase 5. Gene Ontology annotation, molecular function: NADP binding; flavin adenine dinucleotide binding; N,N-dimethylaniline monooxygenase activity. NCBI's taxonomy places the organism in Eukaryota, Metazoa, Mollusca, Gastropoda, Physidae. The record is from RefSeq and is a predicted model, not a curated record.
AUGAAAAACGGAACGUUAAACACCCAAACACCCCUCAAACAUGGGAUAAUCUCAGAACCAACACUAGUAAAUACAUGAUGACGUUUAGCGACUUCCCUCCUUUAGCGGAAGACACGCCAUAUUUUACCACUCAAGCCAUUCAUGACUACUACAAGAGAUACGCCAAGGCACAUAACCUUUUACAGUGUAUUCAGUUUGAUACAAGAGUAGUGAAGAUCCGCAAGACAAGUGACCACGAGAAAACUGGCCAAUGGGAGGUGUUUUCAUGUCCUGCAAGUGGGUGUAGUCCUGAUGACGUCAGUACUGAAAACAAAUCUAAAGACAUUGAUCUGGACAAAUGCAAGAAAAGUGUCUUUGAUUUUGUUCUCGUUUGUACUGGCUUUUUCAAAUCUCCAGUGUACCCAUCCAUCCCUGGCCUCGAAACUUUUACAGGAACUGUCCAACAUUCUUUCGACUACACAAGCAGCUCUCAGUAUAAGAAUAAAACUGUUCUGGUUGUUGGUAAUUCCUUCUCUGCUGGUGAUAUCAGCUAUGAUAUCUCCACUCAAGCUAAACAGGUUCACCUAAUGUUACGACAAGGUACAUGGAUUGUGCCCAGGAUACUAUCAGGUGGGCGGCCUUUCGAUAACUGCAAAAGACGAUGCGACAUGUAUUCACGAAACCCUGAGAAAAUCAUCAACAGAAUCUUAAUACACGAGGCUCAAGAUAAGAUAGACCACGUGACUAGUGGAAUUUGCCCAGACCAGCCUCCAUCAGUUUCUGCAUGGAUGAUUGGUGAUGGCAUUUAUACUGCCUUGAUGUCGGGUCAAAUAAAAACUUACGGUCAUCUUGCAAGAAUCGAUGGGUGCGAUGCUGUUUUCCAGGACGGGACACGAGUGACGGGCCUUGAUGCGAUUGUUCUUUGCACUGGUUACGAGCCUGAUUAUCCUUUCUUUGAUCAGGGCAUCAUUCAAGAAUUUGAUAAAAUGGGGCUUUUUAAAAUGGUGUUCCCAAUUGUUGAAGAGAAACACACUCUAGGUUUUAUCGGAGCCUUUGCUGGAGUAGGUGCAAUCGCUCCAGUGUGCGAGUUGCAGAGCCGGUAUAGUGCUAAAAUAUUUGCGGGAAAACUAACGCUUCCUCCUGUUGAUGUCAUGAGGGCCGAUGUCCAAUUCUGGACAUUCGUGUGUAGUCGUAAUCGAAACAGGAAAUACUAUUAUUAUCUGCCAUGUUUUGAGUUCCAAGACACAAUAGCCAAGCUUCUGGGUGUAUUCCCUGGUUUCUGGAGACUGCUCAUCCUUGACCCAGUUCUGGCCUACAGAUGCUGGUAUGGUCCUAUGUUCUCAGCACAGUAUCGUCUGCUUGGACCAGACAGCAACUGGAAGCAAGCACGUGCCAUCUGUAACACAGCUUACACUGAGGGUUGUCUCUCUUUGAGACACAGUAAACUACCAAGGGAUGGAAUAACAAGUCCCAAGGGAAAUUAAAAUGUUUCACUUUUGUAGUUAGUCAGUGUUCAACUCUGAAUUGAUUGUUUUCUACAUAUAGUAUUUCAUUGCAACUGGCGUAACUUAACCUUCCUCCACCCCCCCCCCCCCCACAAACACAAAUGUUUUUAAAAUUCCUUUUUUUGACCUUGAUACACAUAUAUGUAAUGAGUUCGUUUUUUUUCGUGAGCUCGAUUGUAAUGUUAUAUGUUUUGUACCUUGCUAUUUUACAAAUUGGUUUUAAUUUGAUUAGUUAUUAUUUAUCUAAUUAUUAUCCCGAUGGUUGGGGGAGAGGGGGAGAGGGGGGGAGUUGCCUUCUGUUUGCGGACGGAUCAAAACAACACUUUUAGAUCAACCAAAUCAGAAAGUCUGUAGUAAAUAAAUACAUAAACCUAGCUCUCAAUCUGCUUCCUAUCGAGUAACAUUUUCAUACAUUUAUUUCAAUAAAGCUUAUUCCAUAUGUAUGUCUAGUUUUUUAAUUUUUUUCUAUUCACAAAAACAAUCUUAAAUACUUAUUCUUAAACACACCAAUGACCUAACGACUAAAUAAACAGACAUUUAAGAGUAAACUAAAAAAGUAAAGUAGUUUUAUAGAUUCUGAAAUUACUAUAUGAAAUUAUUUUGGAAACUUAAAUAACUGAAUCAAUCAAAUGGGUAUUUACAAAACAUUUUUCUUUAAAUGGAUCUUCUAGUUUUUUUUCCCUAGUAUUUAACAAUUAUAAGUUAGGUUAUCUAAAUACAUGUCUAUUGGGUGUUCUUCUACAGAAUACAAGAUUUUAAAAAUUAUUAGAAGCCAAAGCAUACUAACCGUUUAAAAAAACACUGUUUAACUAUUUUUUUGUACUUCAACUAGCCAUAUCGAAUGUAACCAAAUAUAAGUACUAUUUACAAACUAUAAAUACGAUAAA